ACUGGUUUCAUCUCAUGUCAGUGCUACCCUUUUUUGACAGGUUUGUUGUUCGCCCUUGACGCCCGGCUGGCUUGUACUUCAAAAUCGUGCUAUGUCUCUUCCUUGUUUUCCAACCGUUAUGUACUCUCUUGGGGAGUUGACUGACAAUCUUCAGUCCUCAGCGCGUGGAUGCCCGGACUGGGAUCUUCUUGACAACAUACUCGGCGUGCUGUUGGUGUCUCCGUCGCUGCCCGAGAAGACCAUGGAUGUGUGCCGCCACACCUGCAGCCAACUUAUCUCUGGCGACGGUCGGUUGUCUUCACCGGUAAAUCCUCAAACCGUCCAUCGCUUGUUCAAUGUCCUUGUGAACAUCGCGAACCUUAUGCAUAGAAUUGACAACACUAUGCCGGCGACCACUGAGUGUUACAUGCGCGCCAUCGAAGUAGUGAUCCAAUCGCCGCAAUCGCCCUGCUCUACCUCCAAAGUGACCUACCAGGACUUCGUUCUAGCGGCGUGGACCAUAGGACUUGCCUUGUCCUUUGUCCGAGAGUCUCGUGUGCCACCUUACAUAGCCAGCACCCUCAAGUCAGGUGGUCAUGUUAGUAUUCUUACACGUGUAGGUAACCUGGACUUCGACGUCAUGCAAGCUGUCCAUGAUGCUGGUGACGACCUGGCGCGAGCCUUGGUCGACCCAGCGACGGGGACCCUACCCAACCUCAUCCUAUUCCCGGAGCAGAUCUUCCACCUGUCUGCUUUGCUGUUCUCGUCCCGGAAAGGUAACUCUCCCAACAUCCUCACUACGUGCCUCGCCAACUCCGCAAAUGACCAAUACUCGACGAACAUCAAGACCGCAACCGCUUCUGUACUUCUAAGUCUCGCCCGACGCUAUCAAUCUACGGACUGUACUAUGCUUCUAGGUCAACGCAAGAAAUCUUAUUUCACGAACGGACAGCAUCGCGUCAUGCUCUGCGGACUUGGCCCUGGAGAAACUGUUACCGGCCCUCAGGGUCAACCGAUGAGCGGACGUGAUAUCGCACGACUCUAUUACGAAAAGGGAUUGCAAGUCGAUCCGACGCAUCCUCAUCUAUUAUCUAACUUGGGCUCUCUGCUCAAGGACGCAGGUCAUACUACACAUGCAAUUGGAAUAUUUCACUACACGCUUUCGGUUCACCCGGACUUGGACAUUGCUUUGGUAAACAUGGCGAAUACGCUCAAGGAUACGGGCCAAUGCGCGGAAGCCGUACCCUACUAUUUACGUGCCGUUUCGGUGAACCCUAAUUUCUCUGACGCGUAUUGCGGUCUUAGCCAUUCCAUGAAUGCUGUCUGCCAAUGGGGAGAGAGAGACGUUUGGAUGCGGAAGGCGAUAGAAGUCUGUGAGAAGCAAUUAUCAGAUACCCAAGUUACGGGGCUCCUACGCACGAAGCCGUUGGAGGAAUGGAUGGCUUUGGUGCGACUUGCCUGCGGACGACCACUCUUCCCUGUUGAAGAAAAAGAAUGGAUACAGCGAUUUCAGCUGUUCUUCGCGAACGACUCAUCGGUGACGUCAGUCAAUCACAAUGAAGCAAGUUUCUUGACACGGCUCUUGGAGUGGUGCCUGUCGCGUAUGCAGCGCACUUGGUACAUCAAGUCAUAUGGUCAAGCCGUUCGCGCUGAUACGCCACAACCUUCGCUGUCACUCGCCAACCGAGUGAUCCUUCCUAUCUCUGGUGUCCUGUCAUCCCUAGGGUAUCCGAAGUUGCCCUUCAUACUACCAUUCCAUACCUUCACGUUACCGCUCACAUCUCGAACAAUACGUCUCAUUGCACACCGGAACGCUAUCAAUGCGUUCUACACUACCACAACGUAUACCAACAAAACUGCUGUCGUAUACCCGCCUCCGCCUCCUCCCGUUUGCGGGAAGCUCAACAUCGGUUAUGUGUCUAGCGACUACAAUGACCAUCCGCUGACCCAUCUCAUGAAAUCUGUAUUUUCUCUACAUAACGGCCAACAGUUCAACGUUUUUCUUUAUGCCACGAGUCCCUCGGACGGCUCUCUUCACAGACAACACUACGAACGCCAGACAGCCUUCCGUUUCACUGACGUUUCGUCAUGGUCUGCUAGUGCCAUCGUCGACAGAAUUGUACAAGACCAGAUCCAUAUCCUUGUUAAUCUGGGUGGGUACACCAAAGGAGCGAGGAACGAGGUUUUUGCAGCACGUCCUUGCCCGGUGCAGAUUUCGCUUAUGGGAUACGCCGGAACCCUGGCAGCCGGUUGGUGCGACUACUUGGUUUGCGACGAGGUGGCUUGUCCUCGGGACCUAUUCGCAACGGUUAGCGCGCGCCCGGCACGAUGUGCAUCAAGAAUAAGGGAUGACAGUUGUCCCGACGUUGGUGUUCCCGUCAAUGAAGGAUGUGACCCAUCUUCUCCAGCAACAAAUUGGAUCUUGUACCAUUCCUUCUUCGUCACAGAUCAUAAACAAUCUUACUGCCAUGAUGAGCAGGGUUUACCCUCUAACCCCGGAUCUCCAACCGACUUAUGGUUCGCCGAAAUGCGCCGACGCGAAGAAGCGCGAAUUGCCAUCUUUCCAGAUUUGCCGAAGGACGUGGUCAUAUUCGCGAAUUUUAACCAGGUAUGGGGUACUGCCCCUCUAUUCUUAAUAUUCUGGACAUGGCUCCGCAUCCUGUAUCGGGUGCCAAGGAGUAUCCUCUGGCUGCUCCGUUUCCCCGCGGCAGGCGAAGCUAACCUCAUACGAACUGCCACUGCAUGGGCUGGGCCUGAAGUCGCAUCUCGCAUUCGGUUUACGGAUGUUGCUGUAAAGGAAGUACAUAUAUAUCGAUGUAGAGUGGCAGACUUGGUACUGGAUACUGUUGAGUGCAGCGCACACACUGUCGCAACUGAUGUUCUAUGGUCUGGUACACCGAUCAUUGCAUGUGCAUGGCCAAGUCACAGGCAUAAAAUGUCGUCUCGUGUAGCAGCCAGUGUCGCGUAUGCAACAGAUCUAGGCAAGCAAAUGGUCGUACACAGUCGGGAGGAGUACGAAGAUAGAGCUGUGACGCUUGCCAAUUCCCUUCGGCGUCACGGUAUUACCAUUCAGACCCCCAGCUCGUUCCGCAAUAUCAAGGCAGGCGGGGGCUCAUCCGCUGCAGUUGACUCCGAAUUCUUGUAUAACGACGAUGGCAAAGAUUUAGGGGAGCUAAUGGAGCUUCGCAAACAGCUAUUUCUGACUCGUAGAUCGAUGCCUCUUUUUGAUACGGCGCGGUGGACGCGGAACUUGGAGAAGGGGUACGUCGCUGCGUGGAAACGGUGGGUUGAGGGGAGACAGUUUGAAUAUGGCGAGGAUACGUGUAUACGGGUUCGGGACGACGAGGAGUAGACGGAGGUGACUAUGGGAGAAGGUGUUUACGGAGUGGCGAGUCGGAAGUGGCGCCGAUGCGUCGGUGUCCUUGUUAAUGAUCCCGAGACGCUGGCGCGUCGGCGUUGGUAUUGUAUCAGUGAAUACGACGUCUAAUAAUUCACGUAUGUUGUUUCUAUAUCCUGUUUAUUCCACGUAGCUCCAAAGGUCGCCUACUAUCUAGUCAGACUGGAGGGUGGUUUGUAAUGCCCAUCAACGACGCCGAUGGAAAGGAAUCAUGCCCGUCCCGCUCCGCUCCGUUCCGUCUCGGAUAUAGCCGC
Pisolithus orientalis is the source of this 3630-nucleotide messenger RNA. RefSeq names its product glycosyl transferase family 41-domain-containing protein. Gene Ontology annotation, biological process: protein O-linked glycosylation. The coding region runs from base 92 to 3331 and encodes 1079 amino acids. NCBI's taxonomy places the organism in Eukaryota, Fungi, Basidiomycota, Agaricomycetes, Boletales, Pisolithaceae. Gene Ontology annotation, molecular function: protein binding; glycosyltransferase activity. The record is from RefSeq and is a predicted model, not a curated record. The transcript has 15 exons.